Protopolystoma xenopodis is the source of this 243-nucleotide messenger RNA. NCBI's taxonomy places the organism in Eukaryota, Metazoa, Platyhelminthes, Monogenea, Polystomatidea, Polystomatidae. The record is from the annotation of a GenBank genome assembly.
AUGUACAGUCGCCUAGCGACCGAAUCGUCUUCAGGACGGGUCAAGUGGCCGAGUCUGGCCGUGCCGACGCGACUGCCCUUUGAGCCUGGACCCAGCAACGAGGCCUGGAGUCGAGCCACUCUCGCCCGGUCGGGAAGCGGAAGCAAGUCAGAAACGCCUCUCCGGGGGUACCUCGGAUGGCGACACCUCGAGCAGAGUCAAACGAAUCGGCAGAUGCGACUCCGUCUAUCACGGCCAUUGUGA